AAUAUGGGACACGAAGGUUGCAGAUCCCUCAACAAGAUUGAGCAUAAUGGCAAAGAAGAAGGGAUUCUGGGUAGAAAAAGUCCACUGUCUGGGCACUGAGAACACUCUGUCUGAGUGUCACGCUCAGCUGUCAAUCCCCCGCAGUCCCACCCCUUGUAAGAAUGGAAGACAUGCAGUAGUCAAGUGCGUUGCAGGACCCCAGUUUGCUCGCAUCUCCUCAGGAAGACCCCAGGCCCCUUAUCCAGCUGUGCCUGUGCGUCUGAAGGCCGGCCCCAGGCUGGGUGAGGGUCGUGUGGAGGUUCUCCGAGACGGAAAAUGGGGCACCAUUGUGGACCAUAUGUGGGACAGAACUGCAGCCAGUGUGGUGUGCAGAGAACUUGGCUUUGGCUCCGCCAAGGAGGCCUUGCAAGGAGCUUUCAUGGGUCAAGGCACAGGACCGAUCCAUAUCAACAGUGUCCAGUGUAUGGGGUCAGAACGCUCCAUCCUGGACUGCUACUUCCAAGAAGUCCAACCAUGGACGUUCAAACAUACCCAGGAUGCCUCAGUGCGCUGUAACAUCCCCAAGACUGGCAUGGAGAACACCGUGCGGCUUGCUGGUGGAAGACUCCAUUCAGAAGGCCGUGUGGAGGUUCUGUUGGAGGCUGGGGGUCGUAAGCGCUGGGGCUCUGUCUGCAGUGAGAACUGGGGCAUCAACGAGGCCAUGGUGGUGUGCAGACAGCUCGGCAUGGGCUUCGCUGUCAGUGCUCAUGAGGACACCUGGUACUGGGCCGGUGACCCGAAUGCAGCCGAUGUGAUUCUCAGCGGGACACACUGUGUGGGCACAGAGCUUUCAAUUCAGCAAUGUCGUCGCAACAACCAUGUCCACUGUCCCCGUGGAGGCGGAGCUAAGGCUGCUGGGGUCAGCUGUUCCGAGACGGCACCUGACCUUGUCCUGGAUGCCCAGCUGGUCCAGGAGACAGCCUAUCUAGAGGACCGACCCCUCCACCUGCUGACCUGUGCCAACGAGGAGAACUGCCUGUCCUCGUCUGCCGCCAGGAUGAACUGGCCCUAUGGCCACCGACGCCUGCUGCGCUUCUCUUCUCGCAUCAUGAACCUGGGACGCUCUGAUUUCAGACCAAAGGCUGGCAGAGAGAGCUGGACAUGGCACCAGUGUCACAGGCACUACCACAGCAUCGAGGUGUUCACGCAUUACGACCUGCUGACUCUAAAUGGCACAAGGGUUGCCGAGGGACACAAGGCCAGUUUCUGUCUGGAGGACACGUAUUGCCCCGAUGGAGUCCAAAAGCGGUUCUCUUGCUAUAACAUGGGUGACCAGGGCAUUUCUGUGGGCUGCUGGGAUACCUAUCGCCACGACAUCGACUGUCAGUGGGUUGAUGUGACCGACGUACGGCCAGGAGACUACAUCUUUCAGGUGGAAGUCAACCCCUCGAUGGACAUGGCCGAGUCUGACUUCAUGAACAAUGUCAUGAGAUGUCGGUGCAAAUACGAUGGCCACCGAGUGUACAUGUACGGAUGUCACGCAGGUGACGCUUACAGUGCAGAGACUGAAGACCUGUUUGAGCAUCAGAGGCAAAUCACCAACAACUUUGUGUAGUCCACGCCGGGGCUCAGUACGAAGGCUUUCCACUGGGGCCGAGAGACUACUCAGGGUGGGCUGAGGUCGAUGGCCCUACGCCCUUGGGACAUUAGCACCCUUAAUAACAGAGAGCACACAAAAUGGUGCCUGUUCAUCUCCUCUGCAGAUGUGGAUAAAAUAUUCAUACGAACAUCUCAUUACAGCAGCGACCAACGAAGAAACUCUACUCUCAACUCAACAGCCAAUGAAAACAAUAGUGGAACAGGCGCCUCAUGGCUCAACACGGUUUUUGUUUUUGUUUUUUUGUUACUCUAGUUAUGUAAGAACCUAUAGGAUAUUGUUUCCAACUUUACUGAUUUUUGUGAAUGUGGACUACUAGUAACUUAAGUUAGUUAUUCAAAAAAAAGUAUACACGUGAAAGAUCUAAUGUUACUAUUGAUAAUCUGUCACUAAGACGAUGGGGAUGUCGGGAAUGCGAGAAGAAAAUGUCGGGAACAAAAUCUGAAUUGUGAGUUUGUAUAAUGUCUUUUGCAAAAGGCUACGUUAGUGCACUUGCAGCAAAAAUGCACUAAUAUUAGCUCUUUUGCCAUUAUUUUACCUAAACUCCUCAGUUAUUGGAUCGUGUGUAACUGUUAGCUUUUACAUUACUUCAAUAUUGGUGCUUAGUGGACUUUUAUUAACCUCGCAAACAUUUCAGGUGAACAGUGUUGUCUGAUGCAUUUUGGGUAGUUCACUUUUACACUUAGUCGUUUUAUUAUUGCUUUGGUUUUAACAAAAUCAUCGUUUUGUAAAAGUGUAGUUGUGAAUUCUUGCUAAUCAUCUGUAAUAGAUAGGUAAAGAGAGGUCAAAUGAUUUUUAUGGAACAAAGCACUUUAACGUUGAAACAUCAGUAUUCCAGUUUUCGGUACCACAAUUUAAAAAACAAACAACAAUUGCUCCCAAAUUGACUUUUAAGGGCGUUUAUCAAAUAUAACUUUACAUUGUUUUACAUUUAAGAACGUGAAAUAUAAGGUUUGUGUGUAGUUUUCAUAUUCUACUAUUGUACUAUUUAUGCUGUACCUUUUAUUUAUUCAUGGAAUUCACACUAACACAGCAUGCUCAGUCAUGAGUUUGUUAGUCAGCAUUCAGUUAACAAUACUGUACAUUUUAACCAGGGAGAGAAAAUGAUUUCAUACAGUAAAGCUAGCAUAUAGUAUUGUUUUCCAUGACACAGAUUAAUAAUUUUCUGAUUUAUUUUUAUUUGAGUUAUUAAAACAACUGUAACUGUACAGUUUUCCUUUUGAAGCCUCUCGCAUGGGAGGGGAAACCAUGCUGACAAAACCACAGUAUUGUGGGAGGCAGGCAGGCUGGGUUUUGAGAGCGUAUAAAAAGCCUUUUAAUUACAUCUGUUUGAGUUAGACUUAAGGUUAUGGUUAAGGUUAGGGCUAUAGCAAGUGCUUCAUGACGAGACACUAUAGAAUUGUUGCACGUGAAAGGGAGCGAGGAUUUAAAUCUGAACUAGUACAGCUAACUACGAGAGAGAUUUGGUGAAAGAGACUGACGGGCAGAAAGAAUGAGAACGUGAGAUAGGAGGGGAACAAGGUUGGAAGGCAAGGACUUAUGCAGACAUGCAGGUUUUUUUUACUACCGGAGCUGCUUUUUUGUAGGCAGCCAUAUGACGACCACAAGCUGGCAUUUUCAGCUCCCCAACGAGAACAACAUGUUUGUCUGGGAGAAAAAAUAAACUCUCAAUUCACGCUUCAACACAGUAAACAGUGGCCGUAUUUUAUUUUACGAAACCAUGGCCGUAUCUUUCGACACUCUCUUUGCUGAAUAAGUCACUUUUUAGCGCCACACCAAACCAUGAUGCAACUCCAUUUUCUUUACAACAUGGGACUUGGGUGUUAAUCAUGUUCUUUUUACACCAUUAAUGCGCAUUUGAUGUGUUUUGACGUAUUGCCUCAGCAGUUAAACCUGUUACGAUGAUGUCCAAUGGACAGUUUCCAGGACACACAAUGGAAAGGACACGUCUCUCAUAAAGACUUGUGUAGACUUAAUUAACUUCUUUAACAGAUUGGCCUUCACCAACGGGAUUUUUGAGUUGUGGCCGUUUGUGGAUCCGUCUGAAAGUCUAGAAUGAGUAUUUGCUGAUACACUCUUUAUGGGGGGAGGGAUUAUGUACAGUUCAUAUUACUAUGGUCUAUUCUGUGUUAUUUAAAUUUAUAUGACAUUACAUAACUUAAGUUGGUUCACAGUCACCACUCUCAUUUUAUUUACUGUAUUUUUUUUACCCAUGCUUUAGCACUGGGAUAUUGUUUUCCAUGGCCAGUUACACGUUUAUUUUGUCUUCAAAACACUGAGAGAGUGCGCCACAUGGCGCCUAUCAACAUUUAUAUUCACAGAAAGCUGUGCUCUCAGGGACUUGGACCUCAUCUCAAGAGUAAAAACAUAUUUCAUAGGUUACUCUCAGCUGUGAUGCAUACAUGAUGACACCAAAUCUUUCCUGUCUUCAGCACUUGGUGAUAAACUCUGUUAAGUUUUCCUUGACGGAAGUUUGGACAAUUGUGGACACACACUGGCUGAGUAAGAGGCAAAUUUCAGUGGAAGAACAAAUCAUGAUGCUUUCAUUCAUCAUUACUGUGAAUCAAUAAAACUUCAUCACAUACUAA
Molecule: messenger RNA, 4224 nt
Organism: Solea senegalensis (Senegalese sole)
Lineage: Eukaryota; Metazoa; Chordata; Actinopteri; Pleuronectiformes; Soleidae
Gene: loxl4
Product: lysyl oxidase-like 4
Exons: 11
Coding region: 47-1594 (515 amino acids)
Biological process (GO): peptidyl-lysine oxidation
Cellular component (GO): membrane
Molecular function (GO): copper ion binding; protein-lysine 6-oxidase activity
Source: RefSeq, a predicted model, not a curated record